Molecule: messenger RNA, 1158 nt
Organism: Micropterus salmoides (largemouth bass)
Lineage: Eukaryota; Metazoa; Chordata; Actinopteri; Centrarchiformes; Centrarchidae
Product: tetratricopeptide repeat protein 27-like
Exons: 8
Molecular function (GO): protein binding
Source: RefSeq, a predicted model, not a curated record
AUGGAGUCCUGUAUAGGGCUCCAGUACGGUACUCACUUGAACACCGUGGUGGACACCGGUGGUCGGGAAAAUCAUCUGACUGGAGAUGGUGGCAUUCUAGGAUAUGUUAUCGCAGAGGACUCCGGUAGCAGCUGCCAGACACCGACGGGCCUGAAGGACUGCAGCCUGUGCCGUGAUGGAGGCAAAGCAGCGGGUGUGGGAGAAGGUCGGCACCAAGGGUCAUGGAGGGGGCCUGGGAGUAUGCCCAUCCAGUUGUGUGUGUUUGUGGAUCUAGAGAAGGCAUAUGACCUGUACGUCCAAAGUGAGAGUGUGUACCGAUUCUCUACCGAUAAGUCGGACUUAUUCCAGGCCGAGGAGAUUGUUCGCAGGGAGUUGGAGAAGAAGGAGACGCCCAGUCUGUAUUGCCUACUGGGAGACAUAUUGAGGGACCAUCAGUACUAUGACCGUGCGUGGGAGCUGUCACGCCAACGCAGCGCCAGAGCCAUGCGCUCCAAAGCCCUGCUGCACCUCCACAACAAGGAGUUCCAGCAGUGUGUCGACUGUUUCGAGCAGUCCCUCAAAAUCAACGCCAUGCAGCUCGGGGUUUGGUUUUCCCUCGGGUGUGCCUACUUUGCCCUGGAGGGCCAUGAAGGAGCUGCCAGGGCUUUCCAGAGGUGUGUGGGACUAGAACCAGAUAACGCAGAAGCGUGGAGCAACCUGUCUGCGGCCUACAUUCGCCUCCAAAAGAAAAACAAAGCCUUUCUUACCCUGCAAGAAGCUCUGAAGUGUAACUACGAACACUGGCAGAUCUGGGAGAACUUUAUCACUGUUAGCACUGACAUCGGGGACUUUGCUGAAGCCAUCAAGGCCUACCAUCGUCUGAUGGACCUCAGGGAAAACUACAAGGACAUCCAGAUUCUUCAGAUCCUGGUAAAAGCAGUUGUUGAAAACCUGACAGACCGCCAGGGUGAGCAGGCAGUAACUCUCAAGUCCAAACUGAAGGAGCUCCUGGGACGGGUCAGUUCCCGGCACAGUACUGACUCUGAGAUCUGGCGGCAAUACGCUUUGCUGUAUGGUGACGGCCACAGCUCCAACCCAGAGGACAACGAAAAGGCACUACAGUUUUGUCAAAGGCCCAUCGCUGCGAGGUUCAGGCUGGUGGCUGGGAGAAAGAACCUG